Molecule: messenger RNA, 4400 nt
Organism: Megalops cyprinoides (Indo-Pacific tarpon)
Lineage: Eukaryota; Metazoa; Chordata; Actinopteri; Elopiformes; Megalopidae
Gene: ttll5
Product: tubulin tyrosine ligase-like family, member 5
Exons: 33
Coding region: 173-4042 (1289 amino acids)
Biological process (GO): protein polyglutamylation; microtubule cytoskeleton organization
Cellular component (GO): cilium
Molecular function (GO): tubulin-glutamic acid ligase activity; tubulin binding
Source: RefSeq, a predicted model, not a curated record
UACAACUACAAGAUAAACUCACCAGAUUAAGUAAUUACAUCCCGUAUGGGAAGACUCCGCAAAAUAAAACAAUGAAAAUGAGGUAAAACAGUGGAUUGCCACACGCCGCCACCAUGUCCACAGGCAUAACCUCAGAGAGCUGACAUAAAGCAGAUUUUGUCGGGAGGUGGAAAUGCCAGCCGUGAUCCGGGGUAAAGAGGAUUCGGAGUCCUCGGAAGACGAGCAGGAGGACCACCCUUGUAUUGCCUGGUGUGGCCUCAGGAGGAACAUUCCGGUCUUGGUGUUCCAGGCUGAAGCCAUAGUGUCCAAAGAUGGGAAUAUUCGCUCGAUCGGGGAACGGUAUAACCUUGCUUUCAAGAUCGUCCGGACAGAGAGCCGACUGGUGCGUGGAAUUCUCAGCAAUCACGGGUUCCAUGAGGUCCACCCGAACAGCAACGAUUUCAACCUGAUGUGGACCGGGUCCCACCUCAAGCCAUACGUCCUGCGCAGCCUCCAGGACUUCCAGAAGGUCAACCACUUCCCCAGGUCGUAUGAGCUGACGCGGAAGGACAGGCUGUAUAAAAACAUCCAGAGGAUGCAGCAGGCGCAUGGAUUUAAGAACUUCCACAUCGUCCCACAAACGUUUGUUCUUCCCGCAGAGUAUCAGGAAUUCUGCAGCUCCUUCUCCAAGGACAGGGGCCCAUGGAUCAUUAAGCCAGUCGCGUCCUCGAGAGGCCGAGGGAUCUACCUAGUCAGCAACCCAAACCAAAUCCCAUUGGACGAGAACAUCCUGGUCUCCCGCUACAUCAGCAACCCCUUACUGAUCGAUGAUUUCAAGUUCGAUGUGCGGUUGUACGUGCUGGUGACCUCCUACGAACCUUUAAUUAUCUACCUUUAUGAAGAGGGACUGGCCAGGUUUGCCACAGUGAAGUAUGACCGUGCUGCCAAGAACAUCAAGAACCAGUUUAUGCACCUGACCAACUACAGCGUCAACAAAAAGAGCAACGAUUAUGUCAGCUGCGAUGACCCUGAAGUGGAGGAUUAUGGGAACAAAUGGAGCAUGAGUGCCAUACUGAGGUACUUGAAACAGGAAGGGAAGGACACAACGUCGCUCAUGGGCCAGGUGGAAGACCUGGUCAUCAAGGCGGUGCUGAGCGCCGAGCUGCACAUUGCCACUGCCUGCAAGAUGUUUGUGCCCCACAGGAGCAACUGCUUCGAGCUCUAUGGCUUUGAUGUCCUCAUCGACUCCAACCUCAAACCUUGGCUGCUGGAGGUGAACCUCUCUCCGUCUCUGGCUUGCGACGCACCCCUGGACCUGAAGAUUAAGGCCAGCAUGAUCUCAGAUAUGUUUUCGCUUGUGGGCUUCGUCUGCCAGAACCCUUUGGCGCGCCAGCCCCGACCCGGCCGAGCUGCGCUCGACUCAAGCUCCAGGUACCAGACACAGAGAGCCCAGCGCCCUUCGUCUGUGCAGCCGAGCACCACCAGCACCAGAGGGGCCCCGCGACCCAUGUCAGCCAGCGACGCAGACGCAAACGGGCUGAAGGAGAAACAAGGAGCAAAGCAAGGAGAUAGCACCCUCGGCCUGACCGCAGAGGAGCUGAAGGUUCUGAGGCGGAUAAAAGAGGAGCAUGAGAGACGAGGAGGGUUCAUUCGCAUUUUUCCCACCGCACAGACUUGGGAACUGUACAGUGGAUAUCUGGAAUACAAAACGUCCAUGAACUGCAUGUUAGCUACCAGACUUUUCCCGGAGAGGUUGGGAAAGGCAGCUGCGACCCUGAGGUCACGGAAUGGGCUGAAUGGGGACGUGCUGCUGCAGGUGGACGGCUCCCACUCGGAGGCCCGGCGUCAUGUGAUCCAGUACGAGCGGAAGCUGCUGUCCCUGGAGGCGCGGAGGCGCAGGCGACACCAGCUCGCCGGGCGCGCCGCUCUCGGAAAGAGGAGAGGGGCCAAAGGACACAGCGCCCCCCCUGCGGAGAGCACUGGCGAUGAGGAAAGUGGGGAAGAGGAGGAGGGGGAUGAGGAAGAAGAUGAGGAGGAGCAGGAGGAGGGGAAAACCAUUCCUCUUCCUCCUCCUCCUCCUCCAGAGAAAAAGCCCGCUGAAGUGCAGGCGGAGACUGACGCUCUGCGUGACGGGCUCUGCGGAGGGGCCCAGCAGAGAGCAGCCUCACAUGGGCCUGCCUCCCCACCGCAGCCCAAACCCAAAGUCAACCUCCUCCACAUCCUGCAGCAGGGCUGGGACCUCAGUAAAGUACAGGCACGCAUGGCGUUCUCCUCCUACCUUCAGCGAGUUCAGAUGAGACUGCUGGCAGAGAGCAGGGGAAACAGCAGCUCAGCCUGGCCAGAGAAAGACGAUGACCAAAUGGAGCUGGUGAUCCGCUUUCUGAAGCGAGCGGCCAGCAACCUGCAGCAGGACCUGAGGAUGGUGCUGCCCAGCCGCCGCCUGCCGCUGCCCGACCGGCGCCGCAUCCUCUCCCACCAGCUGGGGGAGUUCCUCCACUGCUACAACAAGGAGACGGAGCAGAUGGUCAAGAAAAUGGAAAAGCUCAAAGAAGAAGAGCACUGCGUCAACCCAGAUGUUUUCCAGGAGUUUGUCGCUGAGGCCAGUGAAAGCGAUCUGGAGGAAGUCCUGACAUUCUACACGCACAAAAACAAGUCGGCCAGCGUCUUCCUGGGGACGGGGUGCAGGAGGGCCAAAACUGACAGCAGCUGUAAAAGCUCGGGUGAACCGGGCGGGUCCCACAGCCAGAGGGCUGUCCCUGCGGCGAAGGAGGAGUCCAGCGCCCCGGAGCCCCCGCCUUGGCCCGUCAGACCCGCUGCGGCCCAGCCCCAGGUCCCCGCCGUGCCCCAGCCCCAGGUCCCCGCCGUGCCCUCCUCCCAGCACUCCUCUGCCUACCCCGUCCCCUUAGACUGCUCCCACAUUUACCUGCAGCACAGCUCGCCCCCGCUCCAGCUCCAGCUCCAGCCCAAACCCCUGCCCCCGGGUCAGCCCACGCCCCCCGCCCUGCCUGUCCCACCGCCCCACACCUCCGCCCCCUCUCUGCUGCCAUGCACGACCUGGGCCACCGCGUGCCCUGGCCCCGUCCCCCUGGCGUCCUCCCAGGCCACCCAGGAGCCCGUGCAGAGAGGGCGGCCCUGCGCCCCGGUGCUGCCCGCCUCCGCGGCCCCGUCCUCCAUCCCGAGCGCGGUGCAGAUCUACAGCCAGAGGCUCACCCGGCCGGUCUCUGCGCGACAGGCAGCCUCCCGAAAGGCCAGCCCCAGUCGGUCCAGGCCUGGUUCAGCAGGGACGUUCAAGGACCUGGAUGCUCUCCUGCCGCAGGGAAGCUCCAACCAGCAAGCCAUCGUUUCUGCCCUCCAGAAGCUAGCGGAGAAGCAGGCCGCCCGCCAGUACUCUACCUCCAGCCACAUCAGCCUCCUCACACAGCAUCUGACCAAUCUUAACUUGGCAAACGGGGCGCUAAGCAGAGGUGGUUUCACCCUGAGCCCGGCAGCUCGGAACGGGAUGGUGCCCCACGGACCGGUCCGAGCGGUUCACGCCGACACCAGUGCCACCAGAGCCCCGCGGGACGAGGACCCGGCGUGGGACAGGGAGGCGCACAGCGUCUACAGCCUGGUGACGGGGGUGGCCCCGCAGCAGCGCUACCACCCCACCGCCGGCAGCUACCAGCUGCAGUUCGCCAUCCAGCAGCUGCAGCAGCAGAAGCUGCAGUCCCGCCAGCUGCUGGAGCAGAGCCGCGCUCGCCACCAGGAAAUCCUGGCAGCGCAGGCCAGCGCACCGGGCCCGCGGCCCCACGGCCCCACCGGCACCCGGGUGUACCAACCUGCCCAGCAGAAGCAGAGCCACGCCCAGGGGGGGCCCGUCCUGGUGCCCAAACCGCCCGCCAGCAACCGGGACCUUUUCAGGAAGACAGCCACCCAGCGCCUCCACAAGCAGAGUUCCUCAGAGGCCCACCCCGGCGGAACGGGACCCAGCGUGCCGCACGUCGUCUACGAGGCUGUGUGCGGGAAAGCAGGGCUCUCUAUGUACAGCAAACUGUUCCAGAGUAACGGCUCCAAGAACAGGUGAGAGAGAAGUGAGAGGGGACCCUUACCUGGAGUAAGAAGCAUCUGGGCUACUGUGUCCCUCCCACUGCAUCUCCAGGGCUGCGAUUAAAAAGGGGGACAGCUACACCUCAUACGCAAAGAGAUGCGUCAUCGUGAACCAACGGAGUGAAGGCAUGCAUGUGAACCCCGCGAAAAACAGUCAUUGUGGCCGUCUCAACUGUAAACCCUCAGAAAAGGGCUCCCUCAACGUGGCAGCAUUUUUUAGGCCUGCUCGUACGCAGAACUUAAUUUUGAGGUUUGCUGCUUUGUCCGUGCUGAAAUUUGCUAUGCAAGAGCUUUUAAGAUUUGGACCAGUACAUUUAGCAAAGAGCAGCUGACAC